CUCCGAGCGAGCAUUAUGCCUUGGCACCGUGAGUCCGCCCAGUGACGCGACCGUGCUAGCUGGCUAAAAACAAUCCACUCACACCGCGGGCCAGCUCCCAUUGGGACAUGCUCCUGUGGGUACAGCUUCUCUAUACCAAGCUGGUUACUAACAUCAAUGUCAAGGGAUGUGGAUAACCCAACACAUCUUUGCUCACCCCCCCUCCAAGCAUUUAUGCCCGUCACCGUGAGUAGGCCCAGUGACGCGACCGUGCUAGUAAGUACCUCCCCAUGGUCGUUGGCGUCAGAGUCAGGUAUUAAUCAGUUUGACAGGCUGGCUAAAAACAAUCCACUCACACCGAGGGCCAGCUCCCAUUGGGACAUGCUUAUGGACGAGGAUAACCCAACUCGUCCAAACACCUCCAUCAUGCCAGCGCUGGGCUCCGGAAGCAUUUGGUUUCAUAGUCGCUGGCUAGGGAUGAUCGACUCACAGGAAGACAUGUGCUGAGUGGUGGUCACGGCCUCGACAAUACACUUCAUAGUCCGGACAACACACUUUGCGAUCCGAGGGCACGUUUGGGAUGGUAGGGGAUA
Messenger RNA from Aspergillus versicolor CBS 583.65, 572 nucleotides. RefSeq lists its product as uncharacterized. NCBI's taxonomy places the organism in Eukaryota, Fungi, Ascomycota, Eurotiomycetes, Eurotiales, Aspergillaceae. The coding region runs from base 157 to 486 and encodes 109 amino acids. The transcript has 3 exons. The record is from RefSeq and is a predicted model, not a curated record.